This is a messenger RNA of Polychytrium aggregatum, 4895 nucleotides long. RefSeq lists its product as uncharacterized. Gene Ontology annotation, cellular component: membrane. Gene Ontology annotation, molecular function: P-type transmembrane transporter activity; ATP binding; ATP hydrolysis activity. The transcript has 9 exons. Bases 360 to 4601 code for a protein of 1413 amino acids. The record is from RefSeq and is a predicted model, not a curated record. NCBI's taxonomy places the organism in Eukaryota, Fungi, Chytridiomycota, Chytridiomycetes, Polychytriales.
UGUUGUCCUUCUGCGGCCCUGCGUUUGAUCUGUCCUGCUUCUCGAUCUGGCUCCGGCCAUCCCGAUUUCGCCCCCCCCCGUCCUCCUCCAUCUCGGUCCUGCCCUGGUCUCCUCCAGCGUGUACGGACUUGGUCUGCCUCGUUUGUACAGGUCCGCUCGUGCCCCACGCAUCGCCCUGCUUGGCGGUCCUUGCUCGUUCCCUUCCCUUUCCCAGCCACCCGCAUCGCCGUCCUCCCAUCGCCCCUCGACACCCUCGACACCCUCGGCGCAAGCCAUCUUCCUGCUCGUCGUCUUCGUCCUCUCGCCGCUGCCCUAUCGUUUCUCUUCCCGCUUCAUCUCCCAUCGAUCGUGUCUCUCCCAUGGCCCGGCUGUCUGCAACCGGCUGGGUAGCGCUGCUCCUCGUCGCCGCACUGGUCGAGGGCAAGCCUUUCCUCAACAAAAUCAACGACUUUGAUCUCAGCGGCAAUAUCUGUCCCAACAUCGUCCAGCAGAAUGUCCCAUGCCCCAAUCUGUGUGUCGCUGACAUCAAGCUUUGCCCGUCGUCCUUCCGCCCUUCCUGUCCCAACGGCCAGAGCUACUGCCCCGACGGCACUUGCCAGUCGUCCUGUGCGAAUGUACAGUCGACCUGCUCGUGCUCCUACGGCUACAGUGGCAUCGGCAACUCGUCCAUCAGCAGCGGCAGCUUCCCCUCCAGCCAGCUCACUCUGUACCCCUGCCAGCCCAUCCGGAUCAAUGUCACCGAGCCCAAGCAGGGCCCCACCUCGUCCCAGACGGUGCUGGCGGCAUUCUGCUACUCGGCUCUGGGACUGUCGGCCAGUCCCACGUUCAACGACCCGUUCUUCCAAGUGUGCCUUCCUCGCCUGCAGCCCGGCACCUUUUCGGUCUUCUCGCCCGAUUUUGCCAGCUUCUACAUCGUCCUUGGUGUCGAGGUCAUGAUCCUCGCUAUCCAUGGCUGCUUCAAGUUCUACGACAGCACGAGAUAUCGUGACAUCCCGCCCACGACAAAGUCGUCCUUUUCCUCCGAAAAGACCUUCUUCACCAUCACCGACGAAAACAACGUCGAGCUCCAGGAUCUCUGUGCCCCCGAUUCCUCUGCAUCGCUCCGCUUCCUCGGCUUCAAAACCGACUGGAUCGGUUCCAUCGUGCGCUACAGCGUGCUGCUGACGAGCGUGACUCUGAUGGCCCUGCUGGGUCUGCUGAUCGGCGACUACUACGGCGUCUUUGCCCAGUUCACCUACAAGGAGGAAACCAUGAUCUUUGUGAACCACGACAACCUGAGCCAGGUCUUCAUCCUCAUUUGGCACAUUUGCAUGAUCUGGUUCUUCUCCAUCCGAGCCACCCAAAACAAAACCGGCACGUACUUUGGCCGCCGCUGUUCGCUGCGACAGGCCACAAUCGUCCAGGUCGAGAAGAAGGUCGAGAGAGCCGUCUACCUCACCUCGAUGGGUCCCCUGGUCAACCGCUGGCAGAAGAUGGAGCGCCGGUUCAAAAAGUUCCUCAGGCUCGACCGCUCUGUCUACGUCGUACCGGUCAAGCACACCCCCAACGGAAUCAAGUACAUCGAGAUCGAGUGCAUCCGAUACGUCUUUGACGAGCGUGCCGAGACCUUUGAACAGCACCAGCCGCCCAUCGCCUUGACCAACUCGGAUCUGCAUGCCUCGCUCGAAGGGCUUGCCGAGGGCGAGGCCAUGAACCGCGCCAACCUGAUGGGCCCCAACGCCGUCGAGUUCCGAGGAGACACUCUCUUCACGGCCGUCAAGAAUGAAUUCACGGGAUACUUUUACAUCUACCAGUUCCUCACCCUCUCGAUCUGGUACUACUACGCGUACUACCAAAUGGGCCUGGUCCUGACGAUCGUCAUCGUGGCAUCGGGUCUGGUCAAGGUUAUGGUUGGGCUCCGUGCCCAAAAGCGCGUGCUCGAGAUGGUGACGUUCUCCAACAUGUGCAAGGUUAAGCGAGGCGGCCGCUGGGAGACCGUCAACUCGAUCGAGCUGGUCCCUGGAGACGUUGUUGCUGUUGAAUCGAGCGAGCAUGUCUUGAGUGUCGACUGUGUCCUUGUUGACGGCGGUGCCGUUGCCGACGAAAGUUCCUUGACAGGCGAGGCCCUCCCCGUGGCAAAGUUCCCCAUCAAGAACGAUGCCAAGACCUUCUCGGUCUCGGAGCCUCCCAAGGCCAACACCCUCUACGCCGGAUGCCACAUUCUCCAGACCCAGCCCGACACCGAAAACUCGCCCACGAUGGCGGUUGUGCUGGCCACCGGCCCGAACACUUGCAAGGGCCGCCUCGUGCGCGACAUCCUCUACCCCACCGCCAUCUCCUUCACCUUUACGGAGCACCUCAAGAUGGUCAUCCCCGUCCUGAUCAUCUGGGGCUUUGUCAUGCUCAUUAUCGGCGUCAAGUUCAUGGACGUCGAGGGCGUCGACUCGUGGUUUUACGGCAUGUUUACCAUCUCGCAAGUGUUGUCGCCGCUGCUGCCCGCAGUUCUCGUCAUUGGCCAGAGUGUGGCGGCCGAGCGUUUGGCCAAGAAGGGCAUCAUGUGUGUUGAUCUGGCCCGCAUCACCCUGGCCGGCAAGACCAAGAUCUUUUGCUUCGACAAGACCGGCACCCUCACCAAGGAGGGUCUCCAGUUCCGUGCCAUCCAGCCUGUCGAUCGUGACGGCUACACCGGACCCGUGUUUGCCCCGGCGCUCUUCCAGUGGACAAAGUUCCCCCGUGCGAUCCAGCUCGCGAUGCUGACCUGCCAUUCGAUCACCUCGGUCAACGACGAGUUUGUCGGCAACUUUGUCGACGUCGAGAUGUUCAAGUUCACCAACGCCACCCUGGGUUCUGGAGAGGCUGGCCAUUCGUCCACGAUUUACCCACCCAACGACCGACCGCUGCAUAUCGUCAAACGCUUCGAGUUCAUCCAUGCCCACGGCUACAUGACGUCGGUUAUCCGCGACGACGACGGCCACCUGUAUGUGCAAAUGAAAGGCUCUCCCGAGAAGAUCCGUGAGCUGGUUGAUCCUGCAAGCAUCCCCAACAACUUUGAGAGCGUGCUGACAGAGCACACCGCCUCUGGCUGCUACGUACUCGGCUUUGCCGUCCGCCAGCUGCCUCCCAACCUGUCCGCUGCCGAUAUUCAGUCCUGGGACCGCGACCGCAUCGAGCAGGGCGCCGAGUUUGCCGGCUUGAUUGUGUUCCGAAACGAGCUCAAGGAGGAUACCGUUGCGGCCCUGCGCCACCUGCGCGACGGCGGCUGCCGCACGGUCAUGAUCACGGGCGACAACCUGCUCACGGGCGUGCAUGUGGCCAAGCAGUGCGAGAUGAUUCCGCUCCGUGGAGCCAUGGGCACGCCAGAGCAAGGAAAGCCGGUUGUGGUGCUGUAUGCCGAUGUGAACGCCAGCGGACAGAUUGUCUGGAAGAACCACGACGACGAUUCGGCCGUGGGUCUGGCCACGGUCAUGAACCUGGUUGAGCUGAGCCACACCGGAGCCGGCAACCCCGUGGAGCUCGCUGUGACAGGCAAGGCCUUCAACCUGCUGAUUGCCGAUGGUCUGAUGCGCAAGCUCCUGCUUGACAUCCGCGUCUUUGCCAGAAUGUCCCCUGAGGACAAGAUUCAGUGCGUACGCCUCCACAUGCAGCACGCGGUCACAGCCAUGUGCGGCGACGGCGGAAACGACGCCGGUGCCCUCAAGGCCGCUCACGCCGGCAUUGCUCUGAGCGAGGCCGAAUCCUCUGUGGUCUCGCACUUCAGCAGCAGGGACCGCUCCAUCAACGCAUGUGUGGAGAUGAUCAAGGAGGGCCGCUGCUCGCUGGAUGUCUCCUUUGCAAACUACAAGUACCUGAUCAUGUACGGCGAAGUCUUGGCCUUCUCGGGCCUCGUGCAAGCCUACUUCACCGUCAGUCUGAACCAGUGGACGUGGAUCCUUAUCGACGGAAGCACCAUCCCCAUCAGCUGGGCGCUGACGAUGGCCAAACCGGCCCCAACGCUUUCCGAGAGCCGCCCUACGGCCCGACUGAUCGGCGUCGAGACCAUUACAUCAGUCGUCGGUCAAAUCUUCAUCGACCUGGUCUUCCUGGUCGGUGCGGUUGUGAUGCUCUUCCGCCAGCCGUGGUUCGUCUGCCACGAGUUCAAUGGAGCCAACGCCGAUGUCCGUCGGUGGUGGGAGCUCGGCGACAACUUUGAGGCCGAGGUCAUCGGCAUCCUCUCGAUCUUCCAGAUCUUCCACGCCGCCGCCGCCUUCAACCUGGGCUCGCGCUACCGCUCAGGCUUCCUGAAGAACUACAUCUUCAUCGGCGUCUACGUGAUCCUUGCGGCGCUGCUGUCGUUCCUGACCCUGGGCAACCCCAAUCUGUUUGGAUGCAUCUUCCACAUCAACUGCGGCACGCCCGAAGCCCUGCAGUCGCUCGGAUACUCGUCGUUCUGGGGGGCGCCCUCCGAGUACUAUUCCAACGACGGCCACAACGUCAUGCCCAUGGAUUUCCGCUGGAAGUUCUGGGCGCUGUGCAUGGGCAACCUCAUUGCCCUGCUCCUGUUUGAGGGUCUGGUGGUGCUCGGUCCGAUCCGCAACUGGGCCAAGCAGCGCUGGCCCCUCAACCGGGAGAGCUAUCGUCUCUGAACGGCCCGGUGCCAGUGGAGGCACACCCGGCACCUCCCACGAGUCUUUUCUUUGAUUUCGUCUUUGUUGUUUCCGCUGUUUGUUCCUUCGAUGUUCUCUUUGUUGUUUCUUCCGUUAUUGUCCAACUUUUGUAUAUGAGCGGGUUGCCGUGGCCGCUGGGCACUUGCUCUGGCAGAGCAUGCCCUUCCAGCCACAGCAGCGUCGCAGUUUCAUCCCAUGUGCGGGACACCCGGCCCGGAUCAAUACACCAGCCUCGAGCCAUCACCGCUGUGGUGCAGCGAGAUUAACACAGGA